GACGACACCCGACACAAUCACGCCGACUGCUCAUUUCAUGACCUACCGCCCUAAAUCACAGUUGUCCAAGCUUCAUCUGUCCUCUUCUCGUGUCCUUCACUCGAACAAAGCCUGCAACCGACCGCACGCGCUGUAUACCUGUUGCGGCGUCGCCGAGCCUCUUCGACCUCUUUCGAUUUGCUGUGUCUCACACAUGCAACACUCUGGCGCCUGAUACUACGCGACUCAAACGAUCUGCAGCUCGCAGCACGAGCAUACUAUGACGAUGGCAUUUGCUGCGCAUAUUAUGCCAGCCUUGGAGGAGGCAAUGGACGUGUCUUCUCCAGCAGGGAACCAACUUUAUGAUGGUGAUAUCGACAUCGAAUAUGAUUACGGCGGUGAUGCGCCAACUAAUGACGAUGAGCACAUGUCUGAGGAUGGCCAGUUUCCGCGGCCCGGCACUGCAGUGACCGAUGACUUGAUGGCUGAUGCAGACCAUGCCGAUGUGACGAGUAUACCGACCAUCGUAGAAGAAGAGAUGCAGGAUAGUGAUGAUGCAGAGCAGCCACAGGAGCAACAAGUAGAUGACGAAGAACUUAUUGAUUAUGAGGACGAAAUUUACCCGGAUCCACCGCAAGAAGUCCCUGUUGUGGAAGCAUUCCAAAUUCAAGAGCAGAGCCAGAUGAAGGAAUUUCCGAUUGCGCAGACGGCUGACAGCGGCUUGCCCAUGCCUCCCGAAGUCGUAGCAGACAACGAUCAUGUCACUGAAGAGAUUGUGCGUGAGCACAAAGACAUCGCGGUAGAAGUGGGUCAAGAGCCAGAAGCGGUUCCUGAGCCAGACUUGGUCGCUGAGCCAGAGGUCGUCGGUGAGCCAGAAGUGGCCGCUGAGCCAGAAGUGGUCACUGAGCCAGAAGUGGUCACUGAGCCAGAAGUGGUCGCUGAGCCUCAGGUUCUUGCGACCUGUGACGAAGCUACAACUGUCGCGGAAGAAGCAGCAGGGCAUGUUGAAGCAGAAGGUCAGGACACCGUUGAGCUUGCACCGCAGGAGGCUCCUCAGUCAGAGCAGAGUGUGGCAGAAUCUGUUCCCGAGGUCGCGGCAGUCGACGCGUCCGGGAUUGUCGAAGCGGUUGAUGUGGUGAACGAGAACGAUCAGUACGAUACAACGCAGGCCGAAACCGAGCAGAAUGCCACCAUCUCCACGCCUAAGGCGCCGUCUCGACACCCGGGUACGAUCAAUGUGUCUGGCGGCUCUGUAGCUGACUCACCUCAGACUCCGACUGACCGCACCUUGCAUGCCAUGUUGAUACAGUAUGGCGAAUAUCAAUGGCCGUUAUUCAAGUCCCAGUCGCAGCCAGAUGGCUUAUUGAAAGACGAUAACCUGCUCAACGUCAGCUUAACUGACCUGCUGAACAACAUCAGAAUGCGGCUCGCGUCGAAAGUGGACGAAGCAGACAUGAUCACGAAAGCCCGAGAGCUUGUCCUCAAUUUUGACCUGUUUGGCUCGAUGGUAGCAGAGUCCUCUCUGCACGCAUCGGCAACCAGUCUCAACGAUGUUCUUGGUGUUUACCUCGCAUUGCACGAGAAUGACGGUGUCUCCGAGCACGACACUCCACCCCUUUCCAUGACGCUAACUUCACAACCCAACUUCAGUCAUAACCUUGCCUCCCUCAAGCAGAUGGCUGCGACAGGUCUAGGUUUACCUAAAGCAGCUAUCGAGAUUCCGAACAUUACCGCAGCCGAGAACGAGAGUACUGUGGCCCGGACCCAUGAGUCUGAGACUUCUGCAUACCACGGCACAGCUGUAUCUGUUCAUGACGAGGAUCAAGAUCCAGAAGCUCAAGAGGACGCAGAACAUGAAGAUCAAGACGAUCAAUACUUCCAGGAAGAUGCAGACGAUGAUAAAACUGAUGGUGAGCCCGUCGAGUACCAAGAGGACCAGUACCAGGAUGAGGGCGUCGACGAGUACUACCAAGAGGACGCCGCGGAUGAAUCCGUAGCGCGCUCGGAGGCUCGCGAGGCUGCUACUGCGGAAGGUGAUCAGUCGGAGGCUCCAAUAAUGAAUGCCGAGGAAGCCGUCCAACCAACGCCCGACGCAAGCUCGGCCGUGGCUCGUACAUCUCCUACGAAUGAUACGACUGAGCUGCGUGAGGACGAGGGGGAAGACGAGUUCUCCGCAUUGUUGAACGAGUUUUCAACUGAGAAAAAAGAAGCGACUCCGACGGCUGAUGCCAAUGUCGAUGAACACGCGGGCGACGCAAAGCACGACGAAAGCAAAAUUGAACCAGCAGCAAGUGUGGGGCUCGAAGAGGACUACUCGCAGCACGACGUGGGUGGUAAUGAGUCUCAUUAUGAUGUAGAUGAAGCGGACGGCCAGUCCACACAUAAUGACAACGUUGCUGAGCCGCCUGCCGAGGUCGACCAUAGCCAAGACGGGAGCCCUGAUCCUGUUGGUGCCGAUCAAACACAGGAAGUUGAAGAAGAGGACCCAUUCACAUUUGAUCUACUCGAUGAUGACGGCAAUGAGCCUUUCGACGAUACCGACGAUGUGGCAGAGACUGCUCACCAGAACGACGUGGUGAACGACGAAGAUGACAUCGGCUUUGAUCUCGAUGAAGAUGAGCUAAAGCCCGUGUCUCCGACCACGUCGACCCCUGGACACGGGAAGCGGCCUUACGAGGAGUCAGCAGACGAGGACCACAUCGACUUUAGCGAGCCAGAGCAGAAAAAAGCACGCGCGGACUAGGCUCCGACCCAGGAUCUUCACCGAGUCUUUCCUUGGCCAUAUCGGUUUGAUGCGAUCCCAUCGUUACCUUAAGGCUAUCACAGCUGGACACCGCAUCUGGACAUAUAAUCCAACCUGCGUUACACUAACCAGCAGACACUGACUGAAAUGCUUCCCCAUCACCAUCUGCAGAUGCAUGGUCGCUCGGUCCGGAUCUGACCAGUGACUUUGGAGCAAAUCGUGAGCUGAGUUGACGGUGAGUCCCUCUUACUAACAUGCACAGGCAAACACAGAACGGGAAGGCAAAAGUGGCGGAGGAAUGAAAUGAAAAGCGGCGAGGACAUAGCAUCGCAAACCGGCAAGAUGGCACUGCGUCUCUAGUUCGGCGGAUGGCGUUCUGGAAGAUACCCCUGGCGUUGGAGGCUCCGCGGUUUCAGCGGACGUCUCAUGCAAUUGAGUUUCUCUGGUUGUCUGAAUUGCCUUUGUGCUGCUAUGCGAGUGCUGUGCCCAAAAUGCGACCUAUUAGACACAUGAUGAUGUGGUCUAUUGUAAUUAGACGAGACUUACAUUAUGCAGAG
Molecule: messenger RNA, 3279 nt
Organism: Sphaerulina musiva SO2202
Lineage: Eukaryota; Fungi; Ascomycota; Dothideomycetes; Mycosphaerellales; Mycosphaerellaceae
Exons: 3
Coding region: 260-2722 (820 amino acids)
Source: RefSeq, a predicted model, not a curated record